Salvelinus namaycush (lake trout) is the source of this 1968-nucleotide messenger RNA. RefSeq names its product high affinity cGMP-specific 3',5'-cyclic phosphodiesterase 9A-like. Bases 1 to 1617 code for a protein of 538 amino acids. The record is from RefSeq and is a predicted model, not a curated record. Gene Ontology annotation, molecular function: 3',5'-cyclic-GMP phosphodiesterase activity. NCBI's taxonomy places the organism in Eukaryota, Metazoa, Chordata, Actinopteri, Salmoniformes, Salmonidae. Gene Ontology annotation, biological process: cGMP catabolic process. The transcript is spliced from 14 exons.
AUGGCAACAAAAAUCAUCUACUUUACUGUGAAUGGAAGACCAGAGCAGGCAGAGUUUCCAGUGGAUUGCCCUGCCCAGGAUGUCAAAGAUCUGUUCCGCUCUGCAGCUGAGGCAGGACCCCAUGACAUUCUGAAGCUGUACAACCCUAACGGCAACAUCAUCAACAUCUCCCCGUGCCUGGAGCCCAACAGUCCUAACUCCUGUUAUAAGCUAGAGGUGGUGGCUGCUGACUGCAACAGUGUGGAGCUUGCUGUGGCACUAGGAUUUGACCUCUCCUCCAUGGAGAAAAGACUGCAGGGCUUGGAGAAGAAGAUCCUGAUCGAGGCUGGUGAGACUCCUGCAGUCGUGUACGAGAUGAAGAGACAGGUGGAGUCAUUCCGGGAGAAACUUGAGAGUGUUGAACAUCUCAGCUGGCUGGGCCUAUUCAAAGAGCUAUCUGAGGGAACACAGAAGCCCUCUCCUUUCUACCACAAGAGAACGCUGCGCAAGACCAGAGAGGAAUGUGAACAUGUACGGGAAAAGUUCCUGCAGAUGAGUUCCCUGGAGGUUUCAGAGGAAGUGAGACAGUACCUCAAGACCCCAACUUUUGACAACUGGCAGUGGGAGGAUGCAGAGAUCAUGGUUCUACUGCAGGUCAUGUACACAGACCUGGACUUCAUUGCCACCUUUAACAUUGAGCCUGAGGUGCUGCACCAGUUCCUGUAUGAGGUGUACAAACGCUACAACAACAUCCCCUUCCACAACUUCAAACACUGCUUCUGUGUCACCCAGAUGAUGUAUGGGCUGAUCUGGCUGACGGACCUGAAAAGUAAGAUUGACAGCAUUGACCUGCUCACCAUGCUGACCUCCGCAGUCUGUCACGACCUUGAUCACACGGGAUACAACAAUGCUUACCAGAUAAAUGCUCGUACAGAACUGGCCCUGCGCUACAAUGACAUUUCCCCCCUUGAGAACCACCACUGUGCUGUGGCUUUUGAGAUCCUGGAGAAGAAUGAAAACAACAUUUUCAGAAAUCUGACAACUGAACAGUAUAAACGGAUAAGAGAGGGCAUAAUCAAAUGCAUCCUGGCCACUGAUAUGACGAGACAUAACGAGAUCCUGAACAAGUUCAAGUCCAUCCUGCCUGUCUUUGACUUCAGCAACAAGGACCACAGAGACGUGCUGAUGAUGAUCAUGAUCAAAGUGAGUGACAUCUCCAACGAAGCACGGCCAAUGGAUGUGGCUGAGCCCUGGUUAGACUGCCUCCUGCAGGAGUUCUACAACCAGAGUGACAUGGAGAAGCUGGAGGGUCUUCCUGUCACCCCGUUCAUGGACAGAGACAAGGUGACCAAGCCGUCCUCUCAGACAGGCUUCAUUGGCUUCGUCCUCUUACCCCUCUUCAUUGAGCUGGCUAACCUUUUCCCCUGCCUGGAGCAGCACAUCAUAGACCCGGUGCGUAAGGCCCUGGACUACUACACAGAGAUGGAGAAAGCCCUAGAGAGAGAGAAACUGAUCCGAGCACAGAGCGACAAGGCAGCUGCAGCCAAGAACACUACACCCCAGAACUUACAGAACCCUCAGAAAACAGCAGAUAGUCUGUCAGAGGCUGGGAAUGCCUUGAAACCACCCACUCUGUGAUGGCCUGCUGAUAGGCUAGUCUACAGAAUAACCAGGAGUAACCAACCAAACAAUGAAAAGGACAUUUCUGUAACAUUACUGACUGUGUCACAAAUAGGGCUUUGUGUUGUGUGAAUUGAAGCACUUAUAUGGUUCCUUUGGUCUUUGUAGAGACAAGUUAUUCACUAUGUCGUGGUACAGGAGUUGUCUGCUGUGUUUUGCUACAUAAAUGUUUUUCACUGCAUAUAUUCAGUUUUUCUAAAUAUUUGCAUAUGAAAAAUGGUUAAUUACAAAUAUGACAUACAAGACAUACGAAUAAUUAGUGUGCAGUUAUGUUUUUGUAUUAGUGAUAUGCUUAAACGAAAGACCAGA